AACGUCCUUCAGGUCCUUGACCAUGUUGGGGUGCAGCUGACCGAUGCCAUAGAACAAAAAGAAGAACUUUGCCAGAAUAUACUUAUAAUCCUCCUGUCCAUCAUGUGGAAAGGUAUUGAGGGCUCCAGCAAGGAGAUAUGGAAGGUAGGUAACAUCUCUGUCAUUCAAUUUGUAAGAUUAUCCCCACCCUCUCUCCCCCCUGGGAGAGUUGUACUUCAGUAUGUGAGCUUAGAGAGUCCUGUAAAAUAAUAGACUUAUUUUUAUGUUUGUCCCCCAGAAUAGAUGUCAGGUGCUUACCUGGGUAUUUGAGCUUGGAGAGUUCUGUGAGAUAAUGGCUUAUUAUUAACUGUUGAUCCUCAGGAGAGAUGUCAGGUGUUUACCUGGAUAGAUGAGCUCAGGGAGUCCCAUGAGCCAAUCCGGCCCCCUGAGGAGAUCAAGAGACGUCUCCUCGAGAUGAUGCUGCACAACUGUAUGAUGGACAUUGGCAGCUCCGGUGUCCAGACUCCACUGGCCCUCUCAGAAAAUGCCAUCGAACUCAUCCGCCUGGUGCAGGGCUUUGUCACCAAGCCUGAUGCCCCCCCUGAGGCUUACUCUAACAGAGUAAGUCCCUGUGAGCUGUUGAGUUUGUUUCAGUAA
This is a messenger RNA of Lymnaea stagnalis (great pond snail), 636 nucleotides long. The record is from the annotation of a GenBank genome assembly. NCBI's taxonomy places the organism in Eukaryota, Metazoa, Mollusca, Gastropoda, Lymnaeidae.